AUGGCAAGAAUCAAUCCCACGUCCUCCCUCCUCUUCGUCCUCUUCUUGUCCUUCGCCGCCCUAGUCAAAUCCCAUAUCGGAGAUUUCGAUGAGUACUGGCAGAAGCGGGCCGAGGAAGCCCGCCAAGCUGCCCUCGAUGCCUAUCAUCCUGAUCCCGAGGCAGUCACCCAACGCCUCAACUCGCACGUCGACAAGGUAUUGACGGGGACAAACAGUACGAGGAGGAACUUGAAAAAAUACAGCGGCCCAUGCCUGGCAACGAACCCCAUCGACCGCUGCUGGAGGUGCCGCGCCAACUGGGGCACUAACCGGAAGAGGCUCGCCGACUGCGCCUUGGGCUUCGGCCGGAAAACCGUCGGCGGAAAGUACGGCAAGUACUACGUCGUGACAGACGGCUCCGACGACGAUAUGGUGAACCCCAAGCCCGGAACCCUCCGCCACGCUGUCAUCCAGACCCAACCGUUAUGGAUCAUCUUCUCUCGCAGUAUGGUGAUUAGGCUGUCUCAGGAGCUCAUCAUGACCGGCGACAAGACCAUCGACGGCCGCGGCCACGACGUCCACAUCGCCUUCGGUGCCGGCAUCACCAUCCAGUUUGUCAAGAACGUCAUCAUCCACGGCCUCCACGUCCACGACAUCGUGGCCGGCUCCGGCGGCACCAUCAGGGACUCUCUUAAUCACGUCGGCCUGAGAACCCAGAGCGACGGCGACGGUAUCUCCAUGUACGGCUCCACCAACGUCUGGAUCGACCACGUGUCCAUGUCUAACUGCAAGGACGGUCUGAUUGACGCCAUCGAGGGGUCCACCGCCAUCACCAUCUCCAACUGCCACUUCACCAACCACAAUGAGGCUAUGUUGUUUGGAGCAAGUGAUAAGAACGAAAAAGAUGCGGUAAUGCAAAUUACCGUCGCGUUCAACCAUUUCGGAAGGGGACUUGUUCAGAGGAUGCCGAGGUGCCGAUGGGGUUUCUUCCAUGUGGUGAACAAUGACUACACCCACUGGCUCAUGUACGCCAUUGGUGGCAGCCAGCACCCUACCAUCAUCAGCCAGGGCAACCGAUUCAUUGCUCCUCCCAACGAUGCUGCUAAGGAGGUGACAAAGAGGGACUACGCAACCGAGGACGUGUGGAAGAAUUGGACAUGGAGAUCCGAGGGAGAUCUUAUGAUGAACGGGGCAUUCUUCGUUCAAUCGGGAGCGCCGUUGAAGAAGAAGCCCUUUUCGAGGCUCGACAUGAUAAGCGCCAAGAAGGGGACAUUCGUGACUAGGCUCACUCGCUUCUCGGGUGCACUUAACUGCAGGUACAAGCAGGCUUGCUAAGUGCAUUCGUGAGGCACGUUGUUUGUUUUUCAUUUUCAUAGAGAUGCACCAAAUGAAGCUGGCUGGCCUCUG
Messenger RNA from Malania oleifera, 1386 nucleotides. Its product is annotated as pectate lyase-like. Bases 1 to 1314 code for a protein of 437 amino acids. The record is from RefSeq and is a predicted model, not a curated record. Gene Ontology annotation, molecular function: pectate lyase activity. Lineage: Eukaryota; Viridiplantae; Streptophyta; Magnoliopsida; Santalales; Ximeniaceae. The transcript is spliced from 4 exons.